CCGGGCUGGAAAACAAACCGGGACCCGGCUGAUCAGAACCUGAUCAGAACCCUUUCUGAUCAAUAAGUGAUCACCAGAUGAUGCUGGUGGUGCAUGUGCAGCUGGAGUUUAGUGUAAACAUGGAGGUUCCUGCGAGGUUCUGGUGAUAUAACUGGACUCUGACUGGUCCUGGUCUGCAGUUCUGGUUCUGGUCUGGUCCCCAGCUGCGGGUCCAGUACCUGGUCCAGUACCCGGUCCUGCAGGAGGACCCGGGUUGACUUGUUCCCGCCCUGAACAGGAGCUGAGAGCCGUGUCGGUGGAGGAGCGGGUCCGGUUCCGGUCCCCGGUCCCGAGGCUGCGGGUUCGAGCCCCGUUCCCGGUCCCGGUCCCUGCUGCAGUUGGGCCUGGGUCCGAAACCUGGUCCUCGAACCUGGACCUUUUACUGCGUCCUGAGAGACAAGCAGACCCCUGAACAGGUGAGCCCACCAGCCCCACCAGCAGCCCCACCAUGAGCUCCCGGGUGUGCGGGACCUGCGGGGGGUCCGACAUCGACGUGGACCAGGCCCGGGGCAGCGCCGUGUGCACCAGCUGCGGCUCGGUUCUGGAGGACAACAUCAUCGUGUCUGAGGUCCAGUUUGUGGAAGGAAGCGGAGGAGUGUCGUCUGCCGUGGGACAGUUCGUGUCUUCUGAUGGUCCAGUGAAAGCCCCCCUCCUUGGUUCUGGCUUCCACACCAGCGUGGGGAAGGAGUCCCGGGCUCAGACGCUGCAGAACGGGAAGCGUCAGAUCCAGCAGCUGGGCAGUCAGCUGCAGCUCAACCAGCACUGCCUGGACACGGCCUUCAACUUCUUCAAGCUGGUGGUCAGCAAACACCUGACUCGAGGACGCAAGUCGGAGCACGUCAUCGCCGCCUGCCUCUACCUGGUGUGCCGCACGGAGGGGACUCCCCACAUGUUACUGGACCUGAGUGACCUGCUGCAGGUCAACGUGUACAUCCUGGGGAAGACCUUCCUGCUGCUGGCCCGAGAGCUCUGCAUCAACGCGCCCGCCAUCGAUCCCUGCCUGUACAUCCCCCGCUUUGCUCACAUGUUGGAAUUUGGGGCGAAGACUCAUGAGGUGUCCAUGACAGCUCUUCGUCUUGUUCAGAGGAUGAAGAGGGACUGGAUGCACACAGGGCGCCGGCCCUCGGGACUCUGUGGAGCAGCUCUCCUGGUGGCAGCGCGGAUGCACAAGUUUCGUCGUUCAGUGAAGGACGUUAUCAGUGUGGUGAAAGUCUGCCAGACCACUUUGAGGAAGAGGUUAACUGAGUUUGAGGACACGCCCACCAGUCAGCUGACCAUCGAUGAGUUCAUGAGAGUGGAUCUGGAGCAGGAAUGUGACCCCCCCUCCUUUACUGCUGGACAACACAAGACCAAGAUGCAGCAGCUGGAGAACGAGCUGGCGAAGAAGCUGGAUGAGGUGGAAGGAGAGAUCAGCUGCUACAAGGACGAGAUUGAGACGGAGCUGGAGAAGAGUCGACCCAAACUGAGAGGGAUCUAUGCUGCCUACGCCAAGGAGAUGGACCCAAACGAUGACAAGGUUCAGUCUUCAGCCUCUGAGGCCGAGGAGCUAGAGGCUGAAGACCCUGAGCUCCAGGCAGCCACCCAGCACCUGACCCAGGACUUCCUGUGUCAGGUGAUCCAGGAGGAGGGCGGGGGCAGGAAGGUGGGUGAGGGCCUCCUCAGCCAGGACGCUGAGUCAGAGAAAGCGGGGGUGGAGCCAUGCGGUCAGGUCGCCCCUCUGUCCGCCAUCCUGGGACAGCUGCCCAGCGCCACCAUCCUGGGACAGCUGCCCAGCGCCACCAUCCUGGGACAGCUGCCCAGCGCCACCAUCCUGGGACAGCUGCCCAGCGCCACCAGCCUGGGACUCCAGGACACCUUCAAGACCUUGAACCAGUUGGAAGCAGAUGAACCUUCGGAGGGUGGAGAACUGGACCUGGAAGGUAUUGAUGAUCAGGAGAUCGAUAAGUACAUCCUGAACGACAACGAGGUGGAAGUGAAGACGGAGCUCUGGAUGAAGGAGAACGCAGAAUAUCUGAAGGAGCAGAAAGAGAAGGAGGAGAGGAUAAACAAAGAGAAGGAGCAGGGGACCUACAAGGAGAAGAAGAAGAAGAAGUACAAGAAGCGGGAGCAGAUCCAGGCGUCCACGGCUGGAGAAGCCAUUGAGAAGAUGUUGGAGAAGAAGAAGAUCUCCACAAAGAUCAACUACGAUGUUCUGAGAGACCUGAACAAGGGGACCGGCAGUCCUAGCACCACGUCCACCGAGCCUCCUGAAACCACCGGCACACGGAAACGCAUCAACCGCCGGCGCCGCAGGAAGACCAGCGAGGCCAACCGAGACCUGGCUGCUGACGCCACCAUCAUAGGGAAGAGGUUCCGCCGCCUCAUUUCCUCCUCGCCAAGGAAGAAGAAGGCCCCUCCUCCGCUGGACGUCGCCGUCACCGCGGCAACAGAAACAACAGCAGAUGCAGCGGCCGAGGAUCCUGAUCCUGUCGUAGAUAUAAGUCCCGCCCCCCCAGCUCCGCCUCCUGUGGAGGAAGAGGAAGAGGAGGAGGAGGUGGAGUUGGAGGUGGAGGUGGAGGAAGAGUGUGUGAGCGCUCUGCAGCUCGUAGGAGAUUACGGCUGUGAGGCAGAAGAGGAAGAAGUCUUUUAGCUCCGCCCCCUGAUACGUCCAGUGCACUGAUGAAUGUCCCACAGAUCAAUAGCAUUAUUACUGAUAAAAGCAUCGCUGCACUCUGGAUUUGGAUGCUUUUGAACUUUAGCAAGAGAUUACAUUGUUUUGUAUCAGUAAGUGUUUUCAUUGAUCUGUGAUGUUUGUAAAUUUUUGUACCAUUGAAGCAGCUUUUUGUGUGUGUGUGUGUGUGUGUGUGUGUGUGUGUGUGUGUGUGUGUGUGUGUGUGUGUGUGUG
Cololabis saira (Pacific saury) is the source of this 2923-nucleotide messenger RNA. It is a transcript of the gene brf1b, whose product is annotated as BRF1 RNA polymerase III transcription initiation factor subunit b. Lineage: Eukaryota; Metazoa; Chordata; Actinopteri; Beloniformes; Belonidae. Gene Ontology annotation, cellular component: transcription preinitiation complex; nucleus; transcription factor TFIIIB complex. The record is from RefSeq and is a predicted model, not a curated record. The coding region runs from base 488 to 2668 and encodes 726 amino acids. Gene Ontology annotation, molecular function: TBP-class protein binding; RNA polymerase III type 3 promoter sequence-specific DNA binding; RNA polymerase III general transcription initiation factor activity. Gene Ontology annotation, biological process: transcription by RNA polymerase III; DNA-templated transcription initiation; transcription preinitiation complex assembly. The transcript has 19 exons.